Cervus elaphus (red deer) is the source of this 1287-nucleotide messenger RNA. It is a transcript of the gene LRRC26, whose product is annotated as leucine rich repeat containing 26. Gene Ontology annotation, molecular function: voltage-gated potassium channel activity; potassium channel activator activity; transmembrane transporter binding. Gene Ontology annotation, cellular component: voltage-gated potassium channel complex. Lineage: Eukaryota; Metazoa; Chordata; Mammalia; Artiodactyla; Cervidae. Bases 281 to 1267 code for a protein of 328 amino acids. The record is from RefSeq and is a predicted model, not a curated record. The transcript is spliced from 2 exons.
CCUCCUGGGGUCGCGGGAUGGCGCACCACACAGGUGAGGAAGGGGCGCGGUCUUUACAGCGCUGCUGGCCUGGAGCCAAGUGGAGCCCAGAGCUUCGGGACAGGUGGCUGGCAGUGCUCUGCCUCUGGCUGGCUGCCCAGCCUCCGCCCUAGGCGCGGGACCAGCCGUGGGACAGGAACUGCCUGUGCUCAGGCCGGAGAGUUAACGUUUGUGCGGGAGCCGCAGGGACCGACCCUCUCCUACGGUAACACGCGGACAGCGGACCUCCACGAUUCUCCCCAUGCGGAGUCCCUCCUUUCCCUCGUGGGGGCCGCCGCCGCCGCUGCAGCUGCUACUACUGCUGUUGCCGUGGCCAGUCUGGACCCAGGUGCCCGCCGCAGCCGCCUCCUGGGCAACCCCGGGCGCCCUAGACUGCCCCGAGGCGUGCGUGUGCGCGCCGGGGGGCCAGGCCAACUGCUCGGGGCGCGCGCUGCCCGCCGUGCCAGGGGGCUUGAACUGGCGCGUCCGCGUGCUGCUGCUGAACCACAACCGCGUGUACGCGCUGCCUCCCGGCGCCUUCGCGGACGCCGGCGCGCUGCUCCGCCUGGACCUGCGCGAGAACGGACUGCGCUGGGUGCACGCGCGGGCCUUCUGGGGCCUGGGCGCGCUGGAGCAGCUCGACCUCAGCGCCAACCAGCUAGAGGCGCUGCUGCCCGGCACCUUCGCGCCACUGCGCGCGCUGCGCGCCCUCUCUCUGGCUGAGAACCGGCUGGCGCGCCUAGAGCCCGCGGCGCUGGGCGCGCUCCCGCUGCUGCGCGCGCUCAGCCUGCACGACAACGACCUGCCUGCGCUCGCGUCCGGGCUCCUGGCGGGCCUGCCGAAUCUCAACACGCUGCGCCUGCGCGGCAACCCCUGGACCUGUGGCUGCGCGCUGCGCCCGCUCUGCGCCUGGCUUCGCGGACACCCGCGGCACGCGCCAGAGGCCGAGACGCUGCUUUGCGUGUCGCCGGGGCGCCUGACGCUCAGCCCCUUGACCGCCUUCCCGGAGGCCGCCUUCAGCCACUGCGCGCGGCCCCUUGCCGCCCGGGAUCUGGCCGUGGUCUACGCUCUCGGGCCCGUCUCCUUCCUCGCUAGCCUGGCCGCCUGUCUGGCCCUGGGCUCCGCGUUCACCGCCUGCGGCGCUCGCCAGCGCCGCCGCCACCGCGCCGCCGCCCGCCGCCAGCAGAGGAGGCAGCCCGAUCCUGGCCCCCGCACGGCCUCGCCUGCGGCCACCGCCUCUCAAGCUUGAGAGGCUGCCGCCGCCCUCGA